AUGAAAGCCUGCACAGCCGCCGAACGCGAAAAGAUCGUAGAAGAGACGCCAGUUUUGGCGGAACUAGUGAUGGGUGAUGAGGAUGACAAGGACACGAUUACUAAGGCACCGGAACCUGAAGAAAAGGAAGACGAGGAAAAGAAGGAAGAAGCGCCACAAGAGGAGAAACCUGUUGAAGAGGAUAAGAAACCCGAAGAGGAGCCGAAGACGGACGCUGAAAAGACUGAAGAGGCUAAGUGA
Molecule: messenger RNA, 240 nt
Organism: Cooperia oncophora
Lineage: Eukaryota; Metazoa; Nematoda; Chromadorea; Rhabditida; Trichostrongylidae
Source: the annotation of a GenBank genome assembly